UCAAGAUAUAUGAAAAUGACUAAUGACAAGAGUCUAAUGACAAGAACUCUUGUCGGUUGUUAUUUUCGACGUCAUAUAUAUAUUGUGCAUUUCACAUUAUCACAAUCUAACAUGUUCCGACACAUCAUACAUAUUCCAGUAUACUGAUCUUGAGUUUAAAGCCCGCUGAUUCUGUUGGUUGGCCGCCAUAAUCGCACUACUGCUGUAAAUUCCAACAUAAUGCACCCACCCAACAAAGUUAUCAGAAUAUAUAACAAAAGCUGCUUUCAUUUCACACCAAUACUAUAUAAUCGUAGUUUUCGAUCCUUUAUAUAUAUGUUGCUCUCUCAAUAAAACAAGAACUACUCGAUCUGUCUGCGCCUCCAAUCAGCUUAAUUUUGGAAGAUGAAUAGUAGAGGAAGGAGAGGAGGAGGAGAAGGUGGUGAUGAGUCGUCGUCGGAAGAUGAAGGAUAUGUGGUUGGGGAGGUUGGAGACUACUCCGGCAAGUGCUGCUCGUGGAAGAGCCAUUUGGGGUCGUUGAAAAGAGAGUUGAGUACUGGGAGUAAACUUCUCAGGGACGGCUCUCAGCCCGGAACCAGAUGGCAGCGCCUUAUCAUUCAUCCUGAUUACUGGUGGUACGUGGCGUGGACGUAUUUCAUUCUGCUAUGGGCGGUGUACUCCUCCUUCUUCACGCCCCUGGAGUUCGGAUUCUUCCGGGGACUCCCGGAGAACCUCUUCCUCCUCGACAUCGCCGGCCAGUUCGCAUUCCUCAUCGACAUCGUCGUCCGCUUCUUCGUCGCCUAUCGUGACACCCACUCCUACCGCAUGAUCUACGACCGCAAGCUCAUCGCCAUUCGGUACUUGAAAUCUCGGUUCUUUGUUGAUUUACUGGGUUGUUUCCCCUGGGAUGCUAUCUACAAGGCUUCUGGUAGAAAAGAGCCAGUCAGGUACCUAUUGUGGAUUAGGCUAAGUCGAGCACUCAGAGUAACUGAGUUUUUUGACAAGUUGGAGAAGGAUAUCCGGCUAAAUUACCUCGCCACGAGAAUUGCGAAACUUUUUGUUGUUGAACUCUAUUGCACACAUACGGCUGCCUGCUUCUUUUACUAUCUUGCUACCACUUUGCCUCCCUCCAAUGAAGGUUACACAUGGAUAGGAAGUUUGAAGAUGGGUGACUACAGCUAUUCACACUUUAGAGAGAUUGAUCUUUGGAAGCGUUAUGUAACAUCUCUCUAUUUUGCCAUUGUUACCAUGGCAACCGUUGGUUAUGGAGAAAUACAUGCUGUCAAUGUCAGGGAAAUGAUAUUCAUUAUGAUUUAUGUAUCAUUUGACAUGAUUCUUGGUGCUUAUCUGCUUGGUAACAUUGCAGCAUUGAUAGUAAAAGGAUCAAAGACAGAAAAGUUUAGGGAUAAAAUGGCCGACCUUAUCAAAUAUAUGAAUAAACACAAGCUUGAUAGACACACAAGUAAGGAGAUCAAAAGUCAUCUACGAUUACAAUAUGAGCGUAGCAACACAGAAUUUGCUUUACUUCAGGAUGUUCCAGCCUCUAUUCGGACGAAGAUUUCACAGAACUUAUAUGAGCCAUAUAUUAGAGAAGCUUCUAUAUUCAAGGGGUGCUCUUUGGGAUUCAUCAAGCAGACUGCUUCAGUGUAACAUGUUAUUCGUGAAAUAAGCCACACACAUGUCAACUUCCUCGAUAAUUAGAUGGAUCUUGUGGUGAUGUUAUGGUGAUCAAUUGAACCAGAGACAGUUGUACAGAUGUUGUGGUUCAGAAGCCACUGUCAGAAGCAGGAAAAGUCUAG
This is a messenger RNA of Corylus avellana, 1778 nucleotides long. The record is from RefSeq and is a predicted model, not a curated record. Lineage: Eukaryota; Viridiplantae; Streptophyta; Magnoliopsida; Fagales; Betulaceae.